Messenger RNA from Guillardia theta CCMP2712, 201 nucleotides. RefSeq lists its product as hypothetical. The annotation marks the transcript as partial. The transcript has 3 exons. NCBI's taxonomy places the organism in Eukaryota, Cryptophyceae, Pyrenomonadales, Geminigeraceae. Gene Ontology annotation, cellular component: nucleus; cytoplasm. The record is from RefSeq and is a predicted model, not a curated record. Gene Ontology annotation, molecular function: protein folding chaperone; protein-folding chaperone binding.
GAGCUCUUGGGUGUGACGAAAGAUGCGUCGGACAACGACAUCAAGAAGGGCUACUACAAGCAAGCAAGGAAGUGGCAUCCAGACAAGAAUCCGGACAACCCUGAGGCAGAGCUCAAGUUCAAGGCCAUCAGUGAGGCCUACGAGGUUCUGUCCGACCCCCAGAAGCGUCAGAUCUACAACGAGCGGGGCAAGGAUGGGGUA